Dromiciops gliroides (monito del monte) is the source of this 4006-nucleotide messenger RNA. RefSeq names its product adrenoceptor alpha 2B (gene ADRA2B). NCBI's taxonomy places the organism in Eukaryota, Metazoa, Chordata, Mammalia, Microbiotheria, Microbiotheriidae. The transcript has a single exon. Gene Ontology annotation, cellular component: membrane. The coding region runs from base 643 to 1953 and encodes 436 amino acids. Gene Ontology annotation, molecular function: alpha2-adrenergic receptor activity. The record is from RefSeq and is a predicted model, not a curated record. Gene Ontology annotation, biological process: regulation of smooth muscle contraction; regulation of vasoconstriction; platelet activation.
CCCCUGCCCGGGGCUGCCUGCUCGGCUGCCUGCCUGCCAAGCCUGCCUGCUCGCCUGACAUCACGGUUCCAGCUCCGCUCCGGGUUGGAAAGGGGAGAGUCUGCACCUCUCACAGCGCUUUGGUGAAGGAGCAGGAGAUGCUCGGAGCUUCCCCCUCACUGCCCUCCUACCCCUAGCACAGCAGAUCUGGGCUUGGGACAGCUUCACGUCUGGAGGUCGCAACUUUUCCCCGGACUAGAGCGCACCGCUGGGGCACUCCAAAGGGGAAGGGGCAGAAGCCCCCAGGAACUUCACAAACUUCUCUGGGGCAGACCAGAGGGAAAGCAGCAGCCUCAGCCCAGAGGAGGAUGUAGAGCCGCAGCCAGUGAACAAAACUGUGCCCUUCUUCCUCUCCACCCCACAUCGGACCUCUAGCCAGUCAUAGGGGCUGGAUGCUGCUCUUGGUCCCAGGACAGAAUGGGCUGGUCCUGCAGGUCGCUGGCUUAGCCCCUGGGGUGCCAACCCCAGGGACUGCGCCCUCUUCCAGCCCCCCGCUGCUGGAUGUCCUGCUUUUAACUCCAGAUUGUCCCUCAGAAAGGCGGCAGGGCUGGCCCUCACAGCCUCUCCCUGGCAAGCCCCUUCGGACUCUUCCUGCCCUCUGCUAUGGAUAGCCCAGAGCCCUACUCAGUGCAGGCCACUGCAGCCAUCGCAGCGGUCAUCACCUUUCUCAUCCUUUUCACCAUCUUUGGCAACGCACUAGUCAUCCUGGCCGUGUUGACUAGCCGCUCCCUUCGAGCCCCACAGAACUUGUUCCUGGUUUCUCUGGCUGCAGCUGACAUCUUGGUGGCCACCCUCAUCAUCCCCUUCUCACUGGCCAACGAACUGCUGGGAUACUGGUACUUCCGGCACACCUGGUGUGAGGUCUAUCUGGCCUUGGAUGUCCUUUUCUGCACCUCCUCCAUCGUGCACCUGUGUGCCAUCAGUCUGGACCGCUACUGGUCAGUGAGCCGUGCCCUAGAGUACAACUCCAAGAGGACCCCCCGAAGGAUUAAGGGCAUCAUUCUCACCGUUUGGCUUAUUGCUGCCUUCAUCUCGCUGCCCCCACUCAUUUACAAGGGUGACAAGGGCAAGAAACCUGGAGGCAGACCCCAGUGUAAGCUUAAUGAGGAGGCCUGGUACAUCCUCUCCUCCAGCAUUGGCUCCUUCUUUGCACCCUGCCUCAUCAUGAUUCUGGUCUACCUGCGGAUCUACCUAAUCGCCAAGCGCCGUAACCGCCAGGGUCCCCAUGGCAAGCGGGCCCCCGGUGACGGGGACACUAGGCCCUCUGGCCCCGGUGGGGCAUCUGCAAUAUCUAAGCUGCCACCCUCUGUUCUCCCAGCCGCAGGCGAGGCCAAUGGUCAUUCCAAGCCUCCUGGGGAGAGAGAGGGAGGGGAACAUAUUGGAGAUCCCACACCACCUUCCACACCUCCCAACCAGAGCUCUGUGGGGCCAGAGGAUGGCAGUCAUAGGCAGGAGGAGGAAGAAGAAGAUGAGGAGGAAGAAGAAGGGUGUGGGCCUCCAGCCCUUCCAACCUCCUCCUCUACCCAAGGAACCCCAAACUUUCAGCCUCCCCAGGGCUCCCAGAUGUUGGCCACCCUCCGGGGCCAGGUUCUCUUGGCUCGACAACCUGCUUCCUUGGGGCUGCAGCCAUGGAGGCGCAGGACCCAGAUGAACCGAGAAAAACGCUUCACCUUUGUGCUGGCCGUAGUGAUCGGAGUCUUUGUCCUCUGCUGGUUCCCUUUCUUCUUCAGCUAUAGCCUAGGGGCCAUCUGUCCCCAGCACUGCAAGGUCCCUCAUGGCCUUUUCCAAUUCUUCUUCUGGAUUGGCUAUUGCAACAGUUCCCUCAACCCUGUCAUCUAUACCAUUUUCAACCAGGAUUUCCGCAGGGCCUUCCGCAGGAUCCUUUGCCGCCAAUGGACUCAGACAGCCUGGUGAAUUGGGUGUCCCAGUGAGGGUCCUUGAACCUUCCCAGUUUUAUAUAGCGGAACCAUCGGUCUGGGUAGCUCCCAGUGGCCUUUUCUCUCUACCUGGUACCUGAUUGUAGCCCUAAGCUCUUUAAAUCCCCCUCUUCUUGAUCAGCUGGGCAGCCUUCUGAGGAGAGUAUUGUGUGGGGAUGUGUGUGUGUUUGUGAGUGUGUAUGUGUGUGUCCUGGAGCAUAAUUAUAUUUUACCAGUACUUGGUGGGAUGGAGCAUUUGCUUGGUGGAUGGAGGGUGAGGCCGAGUGAGAUAAGGAUCAGAGGCCAAAUCCUGGAGAAGACCUCCCAAUGGAAGAUCGAUGGCUUUUCCCCCCAGCCCUGCCGGUCUCCAAGCAAACUGGGUACCUUUCCCUUCUCAGGGAACCUGGCCUCCCCAGUUGGCCCUGUCUGAGUUCCCUGGGAGGACGCUUACCUGGGAAUGUUUCCAAAGAGCAAGGAAGGCCAGACUUGAACAUUUCCAGGGAAGGCAAGUUUCUGAGGCGGUAAUGGAGACAUAUCGUCACUCCCCAACAGUCCCCACUGUCCUGCAGGGCUCGGAGAAUUGCUGGUGGCUCCGUAUCCCCAGCGCUUCCCUUUUUUUCUGCCCUUCCUUUGGUUUGAGGCUUCUUUUCAAGAGAGCCUGUGCUUUUGUUCCUUCGACUAGCUCCCGGUGGGAGUCAGCACGCCCUGCCUCUGCUUCACCCGGUGAGCCUGGAUCACAGGUACUUCCCUACUUGGUGCCUCAGUCUCCCCCCUCUGCAAAAACCAGGGCAACAAUAGCUUGCCGCCUACUCGCAGAGAGAAGAUGAAAGGGUUUGCAAAAAAAGCUUUGAGCUCCGUGGGGGAACGUGCUAGAGAAACAGAGAAAUAGAAAAUGUGAUUAUCCGGUGAUAUAAAAAUCUCCUUUUCUCUGUGUUUACCACCACCUGUCUUCCUAUGGAAUUUAGUUCUGUGCCUGUGUUGUAUGAAUUCCUACCCCAAACCCGGAAGCCAAGAGAAAGAGAGAAGAGAGUCGCUCCCUCUUUUAAAGGGCUUCAUUGAAAAUGUGCUCCUCUUGCCUCCAAAGGUUUGAGUUCUUAUUUUGCAUGACAACUUCUUGACAUUUCACCUGAACACUAGGAGUUCCUUCUGCUUCCUUCUGUCCCCCAACACUGGAUAAGUCUUUUGUCAUCAGCCAGGCAAAUUAUUUCCUCCAAGAUGGCUAAAAAUACCCGGUCUGUGGGAACAAACUGAGAGGGAUGGGUGUCGGAGACUUCAGGGGAAUGAGGGCUGUACACUGGACUGGGCUGCCGUGGUCAGAGCAGGUGAGGGGAGCUCUGCAUGGCUUGUGGAAGUGCUAGGGAAGUCAGGUUCCCGGAGUCCAGGAUGCCCAGGCCUUAGGAACCUCGCCAUCGGGAUCAGUACCAUUAGAGAAUGAGUUUUGUGGUUCCACACCUCUGGGCCUGGGGAGUCUUAGAACAACUUAUCCUCUGCCCCCUUCCCAGUCUCUGAAUGUUUAGUACAACUGAGACUAUCUGAACGAUAUCCUCAGUGUCCUCCCAGGGGAGUGUCUGGCUAUCUGCCUCUAGUAAGAACUCCUGGUGUAAUGGACAACAGGAGCCCACUUGGCUACUGAAUUCCUAGAUGGUUGUGGGCACUUCUGUGGGUCUGGGUCUGACCCCUUCUGACACUUCUGUGGUCCUGACCUCACACUGGUGUCUCUGGGCAGCUUUGGUGCUGGGGAAGAAAAGAGGGGAAGUGAGGAGUGUCCCAGGCUUAGCGACGGGGGGCUGAGGGGAGACUAGAUAAAUGGGCACCACCAAGCCCAGAGAAAUGUCUUCUUUGGGAGGAGGGGCAGACUGGCCUUGACUGUAGCAGUCAGCAGGAAGGUGAGGGAUGUUCCCAGGAUGGAAACAUGACCACCAUCGUGGAGCUACAGACUGUGGGAGGGGACAGCCAGCAACCUAUGCUUUCUGGUCUUGUUAUUUGUGCCUGUGGCAUUCUCCUGUUUUGUCCUGACCCAGCAACGCCGCAUGCAGGUGUUUCUAAGAAGU